UUCACCAACAUAUUACGCCUUUUGUCCUUCUUUUUCUUCCUUUUGAUCACAGCCUCCCAAAAAAUACAACCCAAUCCAUCUCAUUUCUCUCUAACCAAACAGAAAAUCCCAUCACAGAGUCUCUCCCAAUGCAAGGCACCAGAAACCCGAAAGUAGAGUGAAAGAGAAAGAAGAACUUUCUCAAUCAGCGUUGAAAAAUCCAAUCACAAAAGGAAGCGUAACAGAGACAGCCAUUCAUGGGCUGCUCUGCUUCAAGACCCAAUACUCUCCUCCACCACGAUAACCUAGAAGAAAACCCAUCUUCUUCUUUAUCUCUAGAUUCUGCAUUUUCUUCACCACUCCCUAGAGCUCUCUCUCUUCCUACUCCUCUGGUUCACCACCCAGCUUUGAAGAAAGGGGACACCCACCACCUUGUUUCUCUCACCUCCACCACCUAUGGCUCUCUCCUCCUCAUUGACCCCAUUAAACCCAAUUUGAACUGCCAGGAUCUCCGUAACAAGGCAGAAAACUCGACUAUCCCAGACCCUCCAGUUGAGUCAUUCUCCCCUGACUCGGUCAUCAACACCUGGGAGCUGAUGGACGGCCUUGAUGACGAACUUGAUCUCGAAAUGGGUCCAUCUGUAAAUCCCAUUUCGUUCAAACAUGACCGUCAAAUCGAGUCUCCCGCGAAACCCAUUUCAAUUUCUGCUAAUGUCAAUGUUUCUGAAGAUAGAAAGCCCUUGUGGAAGCAUUUAUCAGAGGAAUCGCUGCUAUCAAAGUUAGACCCAAAUGUGGUUUCCAGUUACAGGCGUGCAUUGUCAUCUAGGCAACUGGGUUAUACCAACAGCCCUCUCAAAAGCAUAAAAUCCAUGGAGUCUAGUCCCAUAUGCAGUCUAUCAACAGUCAGUAGUUUAUAUCAUCUACCAGCAACAGAGAACAAGAUUGUGGUUUAUUUUACUAGUUUGAGAGGAAUUCGAAAGACUUACGAAGACUGUUGUGCAGUUAGAAUGAUAUUCAGGGGUUUCCGGGUUCCGGUCGAAGAGAGGGAUAUUUCUAUGGAUUCCAUGUACAGAAAAGAGUUGCAGAGUGCAGUUAAGGGGAAAGCAGUCAGUUUGCCCCAAGUGUUUAUCAGGGGAAAGUACGUUGGGGGUGUGGAGGAGAUCAGGCAGCUCAAUGAGAUUGGUGAAUUGACAAAGCUUUUGGAGGGAUUUCCUGUAAGGGAUCCUAGGUUUGUUUGUGAGAGCUGUGGGGAUGCGAGGUUCUUGCCAUGCCAAAGCUGUAAUGGCAGUAGAAAGGUGUUUGAGGAAGAUGAGGGGAAGUUGAGAAGGUGUUUGGAUUGUAAUGAGAAUGGUUUGAUUCGUUGCCCUGGUUGCUGCUACUAAUGAGAAUAGCUAGGCCAACCCGCUCUACGCUGCUGGGGGUAAGUAAGGCCGGUUCGAAGUCUGUGUGGAAAAUAAUGUUGAAACUGGUGGGUGUAGGAGUUGAACUUGUGACUACCGCAAUAUCAGUGUUUGUUUCCUUUUGUAAAAGUUAUUGUGUUUUAGCUUCUUGAUAUUGAAUUGAAUGGCCAUUGCCUCCAUGCUCUGAGGUCAGGCUGGCCGUAAUGUGUACCUUAUCUGGUCGUCAAUUG
Tripterygium wilfordii is the source of this 1609-nucleotide messenger RNA. RefSeq lists its product as uncharacterized. The record is from RefSeq and is a predicted model, not a curated record. The coding region runs from base 237 to 1361 and encodes 374 amino acids. The transcript has a single exon. Lineage: Eukaryota; Viridiplantae; Streptophyta; Magnoliopsida; Celastrales; Celastraceae.